Molecule: messenger RNA, 920 nt
Organism: Xiphophorus hellerii (green swordtail)
Lineage: Eukaryota; Metazoa; Chordata; Actinopteri; Cyprinodontiformes; Poeciliidae
Exons: 7
Coding region: 1-702 (233 amino acids)
Source: RefSeq, a predicted model, not a curated record
AUGACUGUGGAGGUAUCAUGUGAUUUCUCUGUGGAUCUCAGCAAGAAAAUAAUUAGAAGAUUAGAGUUGUUAACAUUACUCUGUUUUUCUUUUCUUUUCUUGCCAGACUUCACUCCUGUGCUGUUGCUCCUGGCACUCAGCUGUCCUGCAUGGGUGGUCAGUCGGUCACUGCCACCGAUGCCCAACGGACAGAUGACCGACUCCUGUGUCUUUUAUGCACGGACGCUUCUGGAAAACAUCACAAAUCUUCUAGCGCCAGACGAUCCAACAAGGAUGUUCAGUGGAAUGAACUGCACCAGGCACAACAUGGAGCUGAACUUGAAGACCAGGACGCCGACUGUGUGCUCGCCACAGGGUUCAGUAUGCUCUGGGGAAACUACUUCAGCAUUUGAUCGGGAGUCAUGUAUGAGUGACAUCGGAAAGGACCUGAGCCACUACUACAAGGUUCUCUCAGCUCUGCCGGAUUCUGACGGUACUCUUGGUUCUUCUGUUCUCCUCCCCCUCAAAGAUCUCAUGGAGAAUUGCUUUAGGUCAUCUAACCCAACAGCCUGGAACUCAGCGGAGGCUCCUGUGGGCCAUUCGAGCACCAACGGCUUCAAUCAACGGCAGCGUCUCUGCAAGAUCAUGAAAGGCUUCCACGUCCGCACCAUCACGAUCAACCGAGCCAUUGGCUACAUGAGCCUCGGUGAACACACUACCUAAAUCCUCACCGAUCUCCAGAGCAAGAAACAAGCAGCAAUGAUCCACUUCUCAAACAGUUAAACUGCAUGCUACUUUAAAAAAAAAAAAAUCCAGCUGUAAAAGAAACACUGAAGUCUAUGUUUUAUAAUAACAUUAUUUAUUAUAUUUUGUAAGUCUGUGAUGAUUCCAUUUAACAUCAAGAUGAUAUGUGACAGUGUACUUUUAUAAAGUAUAUUUUG